UUGAGCCAGAAGCUACCACCGUGACUGGCGGAUUGCAGUGGUUUGUUCCAUGAUCGUGAGAGGUUGGCCCUUCAUGCUCACUUGCAUGUGAAGGUGAAUGACUUCCACAGGUUUCAAUGAUCGGCAUUUCUUCUGAACCACCCUCGAUGCCUACAUUUGAACGACACGGCGAAGUACGAGGGGGCCCACUCUCACAAGAAGCUAAAGUCGAAUGAUUGCAAGGAAUAACUGUUGCCUGAGAAGAAGCCACCAUGCCAAAAUCCUGAGCAGGUAAUUCCAGAGUCAUCUCUUCAUGUCCAUCGUCAUCAACCAUGGCAUGAUCAUCCAUAUCACUGGCAGGAUCAAAUUCAGGAAACAGAUAUGGAAAGUGUUCCAACUUCUUAUCAUCCCCGCUCUUUUCUAUCCCAAAGGCUUGGCCAAUCAGAGAAACAAAGAGUUUUCGGCAAGGAGCCAUGUGAUGCUGAAUCUUUUCAAGGACCCUGCUCCUGAAAUUCAAAUCUUUGAUUCCAUGAAAAGACGCAGGAAAGUCUGUAAUAUCGGGCAUAACUUCCUGGCAGUAAUCUAAAAAUCGCCUUGUACUUCGAGGUAUCUUAUCUUCAGGUCUGCGUGCGAAGGAAUUCAAAUACGCAGUCACAUUAGGUUGCCCCGCCUUCUUUCCAGAGGAAUAAACAAAGUCUUCUUCUUUCGCCACUCGUUCUAGAGCCAACGCAGCUUCAACGCAGACCCUGAAAUGGCGAAAGCGGCCGUCUUCCUUGGUGGCAUCAUCAUGCAACUCAUCACUACUUUGU
This is a messenger RNA of Guillardia theta CCMP2712, 788 nucleotides long. RefSeq lists its product as hypothetical. The record is from RefSeq and is a predicted model, not a curated record. Lineage: Eukaryota; Cryptophyceae; Pyrenomonadales; Geminigeraceae. The transcript has a single exon. The coding region runs from base 293 to 565 and encodes 90 amino acids.